Messenger RNA from Xenopus laevis (African clawed frog), 429 nucleotides. RefSeq names its product levitude gene 2 L homeolog (gene levi.2.L). Gene Ontology annotation, cellular component: extracellular region. NCBI's taxonomy places the organism in Eukaryota, Metazoa, Chordata, Amphibia, Anura, Pipidae. The record is from RefSeq and is marked validated.
UUUGCUUCUUCUGUUACUGAAAAACAGGACAUUUGGAAAGGAUGUACAAAGGGAUAUUUCUUUGUGUUUUAUUUGCUGUGAUCUGUGCAAACUCACUGGCAAAGCCAAGUAGCGAUGCAGAUGAAGAUAAUGAUGAAGUUGAGCGCUAUGUACGAGGCUGGGCAUCUAAAAUAGGACAAACUUUGGGAAAGAUAGCUAAAGUUGGAUUACAGGGAUUAAUGCAACCUAAACGAGAGGCAAUGCUACGCAGCGCUGAGGCCCAAGGUAUGAUAGGUACUUUGACAAGCAAAAGAAUAAAACAAGGGUGAACAGAAAAACUUCGCUGGAGAAAAAGCAUUUCCCUGGAAAUAAUGUGGCACGGCUGAAGAAUAAUGUUAUCCCUUCAACCUUUCAGACUUCUUAAAAUACAUAAUUAAAAAGCAAAUAUCU